Mustela lutreola (European mink) is the source of this 3007-nucleotide messenger RNA. RefSeq names its product USH1 protein network component sans (gene USH1G). NCBI's taxonomy places the organism in Eukaryota, Metazoa, Chordata, Mammalia, Carnivora, Mustelidae. Gene Ontology annotation, molecular function: protein binding. Gene Ontology annotation, biological process: sensory perception of light stimulus; sensory perception of sound; equilibrioception. The transcript has 3 exons. Bases 247 to 1632 code for a protein of 461 amino acids. The record is from RefSeq and is a predicted model, not a curated record.
ACCCGGGGGCGGCUCCCUGGGCAGCGGGAGUUCCUUCCCCCCUCCCACCCGGGGCGAGCGGCUCAGAUGUCGGAGUAGCGGCGGCUCUGGCGCUCCGCAACCUCCGUCUGCGGCAGCGGGGGCUGGCGGCCCCGGCCCCUGCUCGGCCCCCUCCCCCAACCCCAUGCCUCAGCCCUAACCCCGCCGCCCUCCCCCGCGGGGGGCAUUUCCCCGCGCCCCCUGCCCACCCUGUCCAAGCCAGGCGCCAUGAACGACCAGUACCACCGAGCGGCCCGGGACGGCUACCUGGAGCUCCUCAAAGAGGCCACCAGGAAGGAGCUGAACGCCCCCGAUGAGGAUGGCAUGACUCCCACUCUCUGGGCUGCCUACCAUGGCAACCUGGAGUCGCUGCGUGUCAUCGUGAGCCGAGGGGGUGACCCAGACAAGUGCGACAUCUGGGGCAACACGCCCCUGCACCUGGCAGCUUCCAACGGCCACCUGCACUGCCUCUCCUUCCUGGUGUCCUUCGGGGCCAACAUCUGGUGCCUGGACAACGACUACCACACGCCGCUGGACAUGGCCGCCAUGAAGGGCCACAUGGAGUGCGUGCGCUACCUGGACUCCAUCGCGGCCAAGCAGAGCAGCCUCAACCCCAAGCUGGUGGGCAAGCUGAAGGACAAGGCCUUCCGCGAGGCCGAGCGGCGCAUCCGCGAGUGCGCCAAGAUGCAGCGCAAGCACCACGAGCGCAUGGAGCGGCGCUACCGGCGCGAGCUGGCCGAGCGCUCGGACGCGCUCAGCUUCUCCAGCCUCACGUCCAGCACCCUGAGCCGCCGGCUGCAGCACCUGGCGCUGGGCAGCCAGCUGCCCUACUCGCAGGCCACGCUGCACGGCACGGCCAGGGGCAAGGCCAAGAUCCAGCGGAAGCUGGAGCGGCGCAAGCAGGGCGGCGAGGGCACCUUCAAGAUCUCCGAGGACGGCCGCAAGAGCGUGCGCUCGCUCUCGGGCCUGCAGCUGGGCAGCGACGUGAUGUUCGUGCGCCAGGGCACCUACGCCAACCCCAAGGAGUGGGGCCGCGCCCCGCUCCGGGACAUGUUCCUCUCCGACGAGGACAGCGUCUCCCGUGCCACGCUGGCGGCCGAGCCGGCCCACUCGGAGGUCAGCACCGACUCAGGCCACGACUCCCUGUUUACCCGGCCCGGCCUGGGCACCAUGGUGUUCCGCAGGAACUACUUGAGCAGCGGGCUGCACGGGCUGGGCCGCGAGGACGCGGCGCCGGACGGCGGGGGCGCCCCGCGAGGGCGGCUGCAGAGCUCCCCCAGCCUGGACGACGACAGCCUGGGCAGUGCCAACAGCCUGCAGGACCGCAGCUGCGGGGAGGAGCUGCCCUGGGACGAGCUGGACUUGGGCCUGGAUGAGGACCUGGAGCCCGAGACGAGCCCGCUGGAGACCUUCUUGGCUUCCCUGCACAUGGAGGACUUCGCCUCCCUCCUGCGGCAGGAGAAGAUUGACCUCGAGGCCUUGAUGCUCUGCUCCGACCUUGACCUCCGCAGCAUCAGCGUCCCCCUGGGGCCCCGCAAGAAGAUUCUGGGGGCCGUGAGGAGGAGGAGGCAGGCGCUGGAACGCCCGCCGGCCCUGGAGGACACGGAGUUGUAACAGGAGGCUCCUCUCCAGACCAAAAUGAAUUAAUUGCAAGUUGCCACAACCCAUCGUGGGGCCAUGAGGGCCUCACAGUCGCCAGCCCUGAAGCCAUCCCCUCCUCCCAGGAGCAAAGACCAUGUGGUCUUCUCCUUUGAAAGCCUGUCCACACUCCACAGCAGAGGCAUAGCCUGGAGGUACCAGCAAGGGGUCCCGGAGCCCUUGAGCCUCCCCCAUCUGAAUGGCCCCAAGGGUGUGUGGAUUAGUGGGAGGCCUGCCCCAGAGGAAGAGGGGUGCUGGAGCCCCAGGGAAUAGAUGACAGGCUCGAUGGAGCUGAAUGGGAGUGUGAGGGGGUGGGCAUGGCCUGUCCCACCGGGCCGGCCAGGCUGUUGUCUCUCCCCACCCCUCCUCCAAAGGUCCUGUUGCUGUGUUCAGGCUGGAGACUUGCUCACUUCCUCUGUUUUUGUGAAGGGAAGAGUUUGGGCUGCCUCCCCCUCUCCCCACCCUAGAGGGGAGGUUCCUGGCUAGACUCUUCAGCCAAAUGCCCUGACUUUAGUCCCCACCCCUGUCCCAAUCACAGCCAGCCCCCUUCUCCUUCUCCUGCUGGCCAUGCUGGGGAGCUGGAGUGCCAGGCGGGGGUGGGGGGGGCGGGGCUGCCUAGCAUCCUUACCAGCUCACCUUGUGGCGGGGCCCAGCCUGACUCUGCCCUCCUCACACUGCCCUCCUCCCCCCGCCUCCAGCCUAGUCCCUCCAGAGACCCCAGAGGGUCAGGGCAGUAGAUACAAGGUGCUAGAGCAGUGAGCUGCGGUAUUAGGGCCCGUAGGCCUGGUGGGCGAGCUCUGGGUUGGAGGGAGGCAGCUGCCAACUGCUUCCGCAUCUCCCAGGCCAGAGACAGGCGGAGACUGGGCACGUCUGGGUGUCUGGCCUCUUGGGGGCCAGUUGCACGAUAUGGACAGUGUAAGAGCCUGAGGAUGUGGCUGAUCUAAGCUGCUGGCUGUCCCUGGGUCCCCAGGACUCUGUGCAUGUGUGACUGUGUUGAGGGCUGGUUGGUCGAUUUGCCUCCCGGUGGGGAGGCAGCCAGGCGGCUGCGAGUUCUGCAUGGGCAGUGUGUCAGUGGGGGCUCAGCAUGUGUCCCUCCUCUGCGACAGCAGUGAGACCAGGGGAAAAGGCCAGCCCCAGGGGGUCCUCAGACAGGUGUCCUUGGUUUUCCAAUCAGACUGAGGUCAUGGCUAUGGGAGAGGUACUCAGGGGACCCCCGGUGUGCCCCUCAUCCUUUCAGCAGCGGACCCCCGUUCCUGACCCUCAGCUUAGGAAGCAGCUCCCACUGGGAGCACUGCCACAGUCCCCAUCUCUUUCCUGGGCCCCCUUGGCUGGGCCAGGGGACUAGAGAACC